UGCAGAAACCGAAAGCAAAGAAGAUCAUUAGGAAAAGUAAAUUCACCUUCAGAAGUUUUGAAACAACACACAUAAAUAUCACAUCACUGUCUGAAGUCAGUUUCUCAUUAUGGAGAACAGAGAGAAGAGGAAGAGAAAGCGAUCUUCAUCUCCAGAUCCCAGCGGCGUGUCUGUGAAGAGUGGGAGAUCAAUGAUCAAUGACCCCAGUGAUAAAGCAGUGACCUCUGACCCCAGUGAUGAAGCAGUGACCUCUGACCACAGUGUGUAUAGAGAUGAUCAUACUGGAGAUCAGGAUUCUCUUCAGCCAGUGAAUGAGGAACUAAAGAGAGUCAAACACAGACACAAAACCAGCAUGAAGAUCAAGUAUGAGAGAAUAUUUGAGGGACUGAAACACCAAGAUAAUGAAACCCUCCUGAACAGGAUCUACACACAGCUCUACAUCAUAAAGGGAGAGAGAGGAGUGAAUAAAAAACAUGAGGUUUUACAGAUGGAGAAAUCAGCCCGAACACAACACUCACAAGACACUCUGAUCCACUGCAAUGACAUCUUUAAAGCCUCUCCUGAACCAGGACGCCAGGAGAAACAGCAGAUCAAGACUGUUAUUACUAAAGGCAUCGCUGGAAUCGGGAAAACUGUCUCUGUGCAGAAGUUCAUUCUGGACUGGGCCGAGGGAAAAGACCAUCAGGAUGUAGAUUUCAUGUUUGUGCUUCCAUUUCGAGAGCUGAACUUGAUCCGAGAUCAUCAGUACAGUCUUCACACACUUCUGCUGGACUUUCAUCCUGAACUUCAAGAUCUGGACUCAAAGAUGUAUGAGGAGUGUAGAGUUGUGUUCAUCUUUGAUGGUGUGGAUGAAAGCAGAAUCACACUGAUGUUUUCAGACGCUCAGAAAGUUUCUGAUGUGACUGAGACUUCAUCAGUGGGUGUGUUGAUGUCAAACCUCAUUAAAGGAGAUCUACUUCCCUCGGCUCUCAUCUGGAUCACCUCCAGACCAGCAGCAGCCAAUCAGAUCCCCUCCAAAUACAUCCACCGUCUGACAGAGAUUCAGGGAUUCAAUGAUCCUCAGAAGGAGGAAUAUUUCAGGAAGAGAAUCAGUGAUGAGCAUCAAGCCAGCAGAAUCAUCUCUCACAUCAGAAGAGCAAGAAGCCUCCACAUCAUGUGCCACAUACCCGUCUUCUGCUGGAUCUCCUCCACUGUGCUUCAGAAGCUCCUGGAAGAAGAUCUGAGUGCAGAAAUCCCUCAAACUCUGACUGAAAUGUACAUCCACUUCCUGCUGAUUCAGAUCCACAUGAGGAAUCAGAAGUAUGAAAAGAGAGAUCCAGAGAAACUCCUGCAGUCCAACAGAGAAGUGAUCGUGAAACUUGCUGAAGUGGCUUUCCAUCAGCUGAUGAAGGGCAAUGUGAUGUUCUAUGAGGAGGACCUGAUUGAGAGCGGCAUAGACGUCACUGACGCCUCAGUGCAUUCUGGGAUUUGCACUGAGAUCUUUAAGGAGGAAUCUGUGAUUCAUCAGAGGAAAGUCUACAGCUUCAUUCAUCUGAGCGUCCAGGAGUUUCUCGCUGCUUUCUUUGUGUUUUACAGCUAUUUAAUCAAGAACAAGAAACCACUGCUUGAAUUAAGAGUUUGCAGGUUCAAUAAAGAAAAUGGAUCUGAUGAAGUCUCUCUGUAUGAUCUACUAAGAUCAGCAGUGAAUGAAGCCCUCUGGAGUGAUAAUGGACGUCUGGAUCUGUUCCUGCGGUUCCUGAUGGGCGUUUCACUGGAGUCCAAUCAGAGACUCUUACAGGAUCUACUGACACACACAGAGAACAGCUCGGAGGUCAUCAGGAAAACCACAGAGUUCAUUAAACAUUUGAUCAAAGAUGAAGAUGAGAAUUAUGAUCUCUCAGCGGAUCAGUCCAUCAAUCUGUUCCUCUGUCUGCUGGAAGUGAAAGAUCAGACUCUGUCCAGAGAGAUUCAGAAGUCAGAGGAGAAACUCUCUCCUGCUCACUGCUCAACAAUCUCCUACAUGCUUCAGAUCUCAGAGGAGCCGCUGGAUGAGCUCAACACCAUGAAAUACAACACAUCAGCUGAGGGCAGAAGAAGACUGAUACCAGCUGUGGUCAACUGCAGAAAAGCCCUUCUUGUUGGCUGUAAUCUCACUGGUCAGGAUUGUGAAAUUGUGUCAUCAACUCUACAAAACUCUGUCCUGAGAGAGCUGGAUCUGAGUAACAAUGACCUGAAGGAUUCAGGAGUAAAGAUUAUUUCUGAUGGACUGAAAAGCCCAAACUGUCAGCUGCAGUUAUUGCGGUUGUCUGGCUGUAUGGUGACAGAGGAAGGCUGUGGUUAUGUGUCUUCAGCUCUGAGUUCAAACCCCUCACACCUGAGAGAGCUGGAUCUGAGUAACAAUGAACUGCGGGAUUCAGGAGUGAAGAUCCUUUCUGAAGGACUGAAGAGGCCAAACUGUCAGCUGCAGAUACUGAGGUUGUCUGGCUGUAUGGUGACAGAAGAAGGCUGUGGUUAUGUAUCUUCAGCUCUGAGUUCAAACCCAUCAUGCCUGAGAGAGCUGGAUCUGAGUAACAUUGACCUGAAGGAUUCAGGAGUGAAGAUUAUUUCUGAUGGACUGAGAAGCCCAAACUGUCAGCUGCAGAUACUGAGGUUGUCUGGCUGUAUGGUGACAGAUGAAGGCUGUGGUUAUGUGUCUUCAGCUCUGAGUUCAAACCCAUCACACCUGAGAGAGCUGGAUCUGAGCUACAAUCACCCAGGAGAUUCAGGAGUUAAGCUGCUCUCUGACAAUCUGAAGGAUCCAAACUGCUCACUUCAGAUACUCAAUGUGGAUCAUUGUGGAGAGUUCAGGAUUACAGCAGGAAUGCAAAAAUAUGCCUGUGAUCUCACACUGGAUCCAAACACAGCACACACUCUUCUCAUUCUGUCUGAGGAGAACAGGACAGUGACGUGUGUGAAAGAGCGUCAGUCCUAUCCUGAUCAUCCAGAGAGAUUUGAUGUGUAUGAACAGGUUGUGUGUGGAGAGAGUCUGACUGGACGCUGUUACUGGGAGGCUGAAUGGAGCGGGAGACGAGCUGAUGUAUCAGUGUCAUAUAAAGGAAUCAGAAGGAAAGGAUGGAGUAAAGACUGUGUGUUUGGAUGCAAUGAUAAAUCCUGGAGUCUGAUCUGUUCUGAUAACAGGUUCUCUGUCCGUCAUAAUAAUAACAGCACUGAUAUUCCUGUCAUCUCUUCCUCCUCUAAGAGAGUAGGAGUGUAUGUGGACGUGUCGGCCGGCACUCUGUCCUUCUACACCGUCUCUGACACACACACACUCACACACUUACACACACUCUGCACCACAUUCACUGAACCCCUCUAUGCAGGAUUUAGACUUUAUUAUAACUCUUCAGUGUCUCUGUGUGACAUUAAACAGCGUCCUGAGAGAAACAACAGUGACACACACACAACCGGGUUCUCUGAGCCCAAUCCUUCUGGGCUGGAUAUUCACUGUCAGUCUUGUGUCCAUAUCGCUGAUUCUGAUCAGUGGCUUCCGAUUGAGCCUUUGGCCUGGACAGACGAAGGAGGGUCAAAGUUCAGCGUCCGCACUGACCCCGGCCGUUACGAGUGUGUCAGGACCAGAAUGCGAUGGGUCUGUGCCUGUGUCGUCAGCCUUCAAUACCGGACCGUAGACGGACUCUUCCUCAACGCAGAGCUGGAGAGGCUGCAGUGCAGCCGGAUCGGUCCAGUGAUGGACGUGACGGUGAUCUCAGGGAAACUGGAGGAAGUUCAUCUGCCCCAUUACGCCUGUUUAGGAGAGUCUGAUCCCUCUCUCAAAGAUGCUGUGAAAGUGCUCACCGUAAGAGACGAGGGAAUAACCACAAAACCUGUGCAGUUGAGCCGAUUCCAUGCGAAGAUUGUCCAGCCGUCCUUCUCUAUUUUAACAGUGAUUAAAAGUUGGAUCAUGGGAUGGAUGGGAUGGUAUGAACACUGCGAUCUUCUUCUCUACUUGCGUUCUCAAGAUCCUCUCAUUCUACAUCUCUACCUUUUUCCAUUUGAUGAGUGUGCAAAAGAAAAAGUUGAGGAAACUGAAAAGUCAUUUUCAUCAUGCAUCAUCAGGCAUCCCAGACCUGGCAGGCCAUUCGAGAUGAGAACGCCACACAUGCUCUCCGUUUCUGAUGCUGCCACUAUCAGUCCCGAAGAAGGGAUCACACUCACAAGAGAAACUCCCCCAAACUUCUUCAAGGUCAACAUACGUCUGGAGAAUGAUCUUCAAAUGACUCUCAUCAGAGAAGAGGAUCAGAAGAAAGUCUGGACUACAACGAUUCAGAAAGAAGAGUUUAAAUACGAGCUGCUUCUGAAUAGAGAUCAGAUUCGUCCUGAGAGAGACGAGCCGCGUCUGAAUAGUGAGGCAGACAAAGCAAGAUAUUUCGAUAAUCAUUGGUCAGAUAUCAUUCAGGGCGUUACUAAUGUCCAGAUCAUUGCAGAUAAACUGUGUCAGCAAGAACUAAUUCAUGAAGAACAAUAUUCAGAAAUCACACAGAGUGUAACCAGUCAGGAGAAAAUGAGAAAGAUCUGUGACAUUAUACGCAAACACGGUGAUGAUGUGAAAGCUAAAUUCAUCUCAGUUCUUCAGGAAGAGAAUCUUUACCACUUUUGAACAUUGGUGUCCGGAUCCUGUCCCGUCAGUCUUGUCUGUUUUGUCUCUGUUCAAUGUCUCCUUGUUUGUCUUGUGUCUCAGCAUGUCUUUGUCUGUGUGUGUUUGCCUUAAGUUCCUCUAGACCCGGCCCCUUGUUUAGUCCUUGUCUAGUCCUCGUUGGCCUGGUUGUGUUCACUUGAUCCUUGUGUGUGUGUGUGUGUGUGUUAUCUUAUUUCUUAUUUGGGAUUCUCUCCAUAUUUGAUAUUGUUGCUAUCUAGUUUUGUAUUCUUAUUUUCUCUACUUCCUUGCAAGGUUGCAGUCUUGUUAAUUUCUUUUGUUUGCAGUUCCAGUAAAUAUUUUCAAGUAUUUUCUUUGUUUUGUUUUUCCCUUUUAUUCUUUUGCAAUCUAUAGUCAUUAGUUUCAUUAGUUGCGUCUAGUUUCUGCAUUUUUUUUUAUCUUGUCUUGGCUUGUUGAGUCUUGUCGUUUGUCUCGUGUUGGUUCUGUGACGAGUCUCUACUCGUAUUGCUGUGGCGGGCUAGUGGGUGUGGCUAGGAGACUCAUCAAGGGAACGAUGUCCUGUCCACCUGUUCAUCCCUUUAUAAACGUUAGGCUGGAAAGUCUGUUCUUUGGGUUGCUUUGUGUUUGGGUUGGGCUUUUGUUAUUUGAUUUAGAUUUUUGUUUUCUCUGGCUGAUACAUUUACAUCCAUGCACCUGACAGACAUUACAGAUGACCAUGUUUUCUUGUUUUUAUAUGUUUCAACAUUUAUGUUAAUAAAUGUUUCAUUUUUGCAUCUCCAUCUCAUUUGCCACGGCUUUGAGCCGGUCGUGACAAAUGUGGGGGCUCGUCCGGGAUGGAGCCGUUCCUGUCCCACCUGCUCUCGGACUCUCCGGUCUAGUGCUUCUAGACUUAGACAUCUAAGGCUUCUCUAGUGAUGAGGCAGGAAAACAUGGCUUUAUCAGAACUUUUCAAAAUAUACCUCUUUCAAAAUAUUCAUUCAGAGUUACAUUAUAAAAUAUAUCUCACACCUGUUUUUGUGCAUCUGAGUAAAAGUUCUAUGGGGAAGUUAGUUCACUUCAAAUGAGUUUCAUGAAAAUACCCGCAUUUUUUUUAACCUGCAUUAUGUUUAUUUUUCUUGGUGAAAAAUUAGCCAUAAACUAUGAAAUGUAGAAAUGUGCUAAAAAGGAUAGUUUUGGAAUAUCCAGCUCUUUUUUCAUGCGAUUAUAUUCCUCUUCAAACACAAAGUUUUAUUGAACUGUAAUGAGGAACAAUAAUAUUGUCUUUAUCUAAUAAAAGUAAACCUUUUUU
Molecule: messenger RNA, 5897 nt
Organism: Pimephales promelas (fathead minnow)
Lineage: Eukaryota; Metazoa; Chordata; Actinopteri; Cypriniformes; Leuciscidae
Source: RefSeq, a predicted model, not a curated record